Molecule: messenger RNA, 1254 nt
Organism: Trypanosoma theileri
Lineage: Eukaryota; Euglenozoa; Kinetoplastea; Trypanosomatida; Trypanosomatidae
Product: dehydrogenase-like protein
Exons: 1
Coding region: 1-1254 (417 amino acids)
Molecular function (GO): NADP binding; NAD binding; oxidoreductase activity
Source: RefSeq, a predicted model, not a curated record
AUGUCCGUGGCGAAACGCUCCCUCAACGUUGGUGUUGUGGGAAUGGGUAACAUGGGUGUUCCCAUUGCCCGCAAUAUUGGAUUUAAAUCCCGCGGUGCUGUUUAUUUACAACUACACAGCCGCACUCUGCAGAAGGCCCGCCGUGUGUGUGAUGAUCUCGCCGUUGACGGUGCCGCCUGUGCGAUGCGCAUACACGACCGCUACGCCACCAUGACGAAAUGGUGUGAUGUGCUCUUGUUGACACUCGCCGAUGUUGGCGCCGCCCGACAUGUGCUGCUUGAACACAACGAGGCUCUCGUGCGCAAUGCCCGCAAGGGUCAAAUCAUUGUGGAUCACACCACUGUAGAUGCGGAGACCUCGCGGGAGUGUGCGCAUGAGGCGGAGCGGCGUGGGGCGUACUUUUUAGAUGCCCCGAUGAGUGGCAGUCCGCGUGCGUGUUUUAAUGCCCAACUGCUGUUGAUGGUCGGCGGCCACGCGGAGUCGUUUCAGCGAUUACUUCCCAUCUUUCACAUGUACGCCGACCAUGUGAUUCACAUGGGCGAGAGCGGCAGCGGCUCCGCGACUAAAAUGAUCACGCAGGCCCUCGUCGCCGCCCACAACGCCGCUGCCGCGGAGGCCCUCACGAUGGCCCACCGCCUCGGCGUGGAGGAUCAGAAGAAACUCGUGCAGGUGUUGGACGCCUCGUGGGGGGGAAGUACGAUGCUGCGCCGCAAUGCCCCACUCCUGCAGGAUCUCAUCCGCAAUCCAGACAAACUCCCACCAACAUCCACCGCCAGUGUAGAUAAGCUGCUGCAGGAUCUCUCCCUUCUUGAUGCCUCGCUUUUAAAGCAAAGUCGAAUAGUAACAAGAGGAGGAAAAGGAGAAGAAGAGGAUGAACCGUUUCCGGUGUUGGAUGCCGCACUGCGUUCAUUAGCAGCAGCCUCCGAUGCAGGUAUGGGUGAUCGUGAUAUUGCAGCUGCAGUGCAUUACAUACAGGCCGGAGAAGCCGAGCUGCGGAGUCGACUUGUAGCAGAGAAAAACAAGAACAAGAGUAGCACAAAUCAAACAAACGUAAAUGAGAAUAUUAAUACUGGUGGUUAUAGUCUUGGUAGUGGUAGUGUUGUUGAUGUUGGAUUUGGGGAUGAUCUUAAUAGUAAUACUAAUAAUGAUGAUAAUGUUAAUAAGAACCAGAGUAGCAGUAUUGGCGGAACAGCUACUAGUACUACUACUAGUACAGAGAAAUAUACUGAGUUUGGAGAGGAGGACUUUUAUUAA